CGUCUUGUUGCUUUCACCGCAGUAAGCUACUGUUUUUAAAACAUUGUUGUGCUGAAGUUAACGGUAUUCUUCUGUCGGCGGACACAGUGACUGAAAAGAUCCAGUGGAGUCAUUUUGAAAAUGCCUCUCGAAAAGAACAAUCCUCCAAAAAAGCAAAAGAUGCAGGACAUUGCAUCAUUUUCCUGCACACCUGACAAUCCUGGCAGCAGCCGUUUGACAGAGAGAACACAGCCAGGUGGAGCUACAGGCGGAGCUAAGAGCAGAUCUGCAGGGUCUGAUCCAGGUAGAGCUACAAGCUCUCAGGACAAUCCUGGCAGCAGCCGUUUGACAGAGAGAACACAGCCAGGUGGAGCUCCAGGCGGAGCUAAGAGCGGAGCUGCAGGGUCUGAUCCAGGUGACGGAGGCAAAUUCUCUCAGCCAAGCAAAGAUGCAGGGUCCAAUCUAGGUGGAGCUACAGGUUCUCAGACACGCAGCCAAGUGAAGAAGGAGAACGGCGAUGGUUCCACGGAUAAACAUUUACAUCGUGUCACAGUGAAAUUCAAUCCUACUGAAAGUAAGAAAUUCCCUAUUCACUGUGAUCAUCGUCGUACAGUGCUGGAGGUGAUAAAAUCAACUGAAAACUAUAAGAAGAAGAUGAAGAACUGUUCAGAUGAAAACAUUGUGAUAGCGCUGGGUGAAGCAAGGGAAUUAAUUGUUGCAACACAUUUCCCUUGUACUUGUAUCGGGGAAGAUGAGUCACUGCUCAUAUCAAGUAAAUCACAAAAGGUUGAAGUGACCCAAGACCAAACUCAAACACCAAUACAGUCAAGGGACGAGUAUUCAGUAUUCUACAUCGAUACAGUGGGAGGGCCAAACUCCACAUCAAAGAAGCUUUUUAGAAACAUUCCUGUUAAAAAGUUUAAGUAUCUGUGUGUCUAUGGGGAGAAGGGGAUGACUGUCGAAGAGGCUCUGAAAAGAGACGGUCGCUUCAUUGAUGACCUCGGCGACUUCACUCUGACUGACUAUGCAGAUCCAGAUUCCAUCACUGAAUGCACACAAAAAGUUGACCACCUAGAUCAAAAAAAAUUAAAGAUAUGUCUUGCACCGAAGAAGGGAGCAAAUUAUAGCUUGCGUUCAUCAAAUAAUUCCCCACAGAUGUGUGACACAACGCCAGCUGUAGAUGAAACGCAGCAGAGAAAAAUCAGAGCCGUGGUGGAAAAGAGAGGACUCAGUGUCAGAGCAGCGAUGGAGAAGAGUGGCAACAGUGUCGACAUUGAGGAGAAUUAUGAAAUACUGCGCCGCCAGUUUACACAUCUCAAAAAACGUAUGGAGAGUAGAUUCCCUGGUGAUUCUUUUCAGAAAGCACUGAACCUGAGGAAGGAAAACUUUGGGAAGAUCCAACAGUCAUUCAGUGAAGUUCACAGAGUCAGGAAGCUGCUGAAACUGGGCAAGUCAGUUUGCAAAGUGGUUGUUGGGGAUGUUUGUCAGGGAACAGGCUUUGUUCUGUUUGACAACUUCAUCUUGACCAACGCACACCUAUUCAGAGAUUGUGUCGAAGGACAAAAGUUGAAGGAGGGUAUAGAAGUGUACUUUCUCUUUAACUAUGAAGAUCCUGAGCCGCACACAAAUUACUACUACUUCGAGCUGGCUCACCAUGACAUCUGCUACACUCAGGGUGAUCUUGAUUAUGCCGUACUUGAGCUCAACCCUGAGAGCCAGAAAUCAAACCACUCAACACAAACAAAGAAAAUGAAGGUGCCACCAGGACUCCUGAAGAUUUUUGGUCCAAUGCCUGAGAAUGGUGAAGCCUGUUUAAUUGGUCACCCAGCAGGAGGACUGAAAAAAAUGGAUCCUACAUUUAUCAUUGAGAAAGAGAGGAGGGUUCAGGCUGUCUGUGAUCAUUUACAUCCAUACACAGACAGUCAUUUCAUUGUCUACUUAAGGGAUCACCUUAUUAAAGUGCAAGGCAUUGAAAACAUAAUGAUCGGUGGAAACAAAGCAGACAAAGUAGUGACCUACAACACUUUCAUGUAUCACGGCUCUUCUGGCUCCCCAGUGUUUGAUGCUCGUGGUCGAGUCUUUGGUUUGCACACCGAUGGAUAUCCUUAUGAGUUCCAAAACCACAAAAAGAGUGUGAUAGAGUUUGCCCAAUCUCUGCUUACUAUAUUUGAACACUUUGUGAGGUUGCUGAAGGAAAGAGGACUGGAGAAGCUGUUGGAGAGAGUUAAGAAAGAAGUGAAGGGAAACUCAGACCUAGAAAAGGUCUUCCAGUCUGUAGAUGAGCUGCAGGAAGUGCAGGUCAAGGCUGAGCCAGCGGAACAUGAGGAUAGCUCUGACUCAUGUCAGUCAAUGUAUACUGAUUAAGUAUUCAGAGUCUCAAAACACAACUGGCUGAAUAGGUGUUUUGUA
Messenger RNA from Perca fluviatilis (European perch), 2388 nucleotides. RefSeq names its product serine protease FAM111A-like. Lineage: Eukaryota; Metazoa; Chordata; Actinopteri; Perciformes; Percidae. The record is from RefSeq and is a predicted model, not a curated record. Bases 121 to 2343 code for a protein of 740 amino acids. The transcript has 6 exons.